Magnolia sinica is the source of this 1719-nucleotide messenger RNA. Its product is annotated as mitochondrial import inner membrane translocase subunit TIM50. Gene Ontology annotation, molecular function: phosphoprotein phosphatase activity. NCBI's taxonomy places the organism in Eukaryota, Viridiplantae, Streptophyta, Magnoliopsida, Magnoliales, Magnoliaceae. The transcript is spliced from 10 exons. The record is from RefSeq and is a predicted model, not a curated record. Bases 112 to 1155 code for a protein of 347 amino acids.
CCUAAUUCACCAAUCGCCAUUUCUUCCUCUCUUCUUAAACCCUCGCAAAACCCUGAGAGAGAGAGAGAGUGAGAGGGGAGAGAGAAGGAGAGAAGACAGACAGAGACAGAGAUGUCUGGAAUCGCCCGAUCUCGCAUCCUCUCCAACCUCUGGAAAACGAAAACAAACAGAUCCUUCUGUUCUACAAAUCCCCCAAAGGAAGCCAUCAUCUCUUCCCAAUCACUUCUCAACGACCAACCUCCUCCCCCAACCUCCUCCCAGAAGAAAUCAUGGAAUUUCCUGAAGUUUACGCUUUCUGCCACUCUCGUCGGAGCUGCUGCUACUGCUUGCUACGCUUCAUACGCUUAUACCUUAGAAGAAGUUGAUCAGAAGACAAGUGCUCUACGAGAAUCUGCAAAGUACACCGUAGGGGAUGGUGCUUCUACUCUUGAUAAAAUCGAGGCUUUCCUUUAUUCAGCUGCUAUGACAGUGCCUGCUAAAACUGCUGAGUUGUAUACGGAUACCAGGAGGUCAAUUGAAGAACAUGUGCGGGGAUUUACUGAACCAUCCUCAGAGAAGCUUCUUCCGGAUUUACUUCCACAAGAGCAACAUGUUUUUACCCUUGUUCUGGAUCUCAAUGAGACUUUAAUAUACUCAGAUUGGAAGCGUGAGAGAGGCUGGAGAACAUUCAAAAGGCCUGGAGUUGAUGUCUUCUUGGAGCAUCUUGCUCAAUUUUAUGAAAUUGUUAUUUAUUCUGAUCAGCUGAGUAUGUAUGUUGAUCCUAUUAUUGAAAGGCUGGACCAGAAGGGUUGUAUCCGAUAUAGGCUAUCAAGAUCUGCUACCAGAUAUGUCAACGGGAAGCAUUACAGGGACCUCUCAAAGCUGAAUAGAGAUCCUAGACAGAUUCUUUAUGUAAGCGGACAUGCACUAGAAAGUAGUCUUCAGCCGGAAAAUUCCGUUCAAAUCAAGCCUUGGAAGCUCGAUCCAGAUGACACGACACUUUUAGAUAUUAUUCCAUUUCUUGAAUAUGUGGCCCGGCAUAGACCAGCAGACAUAAGACCUGUCUUAGCAUCUUACGAAGGCCACGAUAUUCCAACUGAAUUCCUCGAGCGUUCUAAAGAACAUCAGAGGCGGAUGCAAGAACAGAAGCAGCAUGGACGUUUUUGGCGUCGUUGAGCUUUAAAACCACGACAUGAAUAGACCAAGAAUGGAGGCUUUUAGUCGUUGAUGGAGACACGGGCAAUGACUCUGAAAAUUUUGAGCCAUUCUCGUAUUGUGAAAUCAUAGGAAAUUGCAGAGCGCAAGUUAUUCUGUAUUUUUGUUUUGUUUCAUCAUUUUUUGAAGCUUACUUACAUCACCCUUGAAUUUUUCAUGGGAACCAGCACUGGAUCAUUGAAUUGUUUGUAUGUUGUUCCAUUCCUCUUUCACUGCCAGUUUUUCGAAUCCUAGGAUCACCCGAAUGUUGUGGUCUUUGAGCAUAUAUCCUAACCAUGGUGAUGGCCCCCAUUUGACAGGUCCUGAUAACUGUACGUGUUCGGUUGCCCUGAAAAUCAUGAAUAACGAGGGUGUAUUAGGUGCUAGUUUGAACAUUCAGAUUGUGUAGAAAUUCUGUUUCAUCGCCCCAUCAAAGUGGCCCGAUUGUUGGGUCAAGAUUUUUGCCAGCAGCACAUGGUGUUUAUACUAGUUUGGAAUUUGAUUUAUCCGUUGAAUUCAUUCAAGCAGUAUUUUGUGGUUUGUUUA